CUCUCUCUCACUCAGUCUCCCUCUCUAAUGGACAAAACAAAACUUUGUCUUUAAGAAACCGAACACAUCAAAACGCACCGUUUUUGUGCCAAAACAUCGAUCAUGCCCUCCACUUCGUUAGCUACUUCAUCUUCAAGCAAACUUCUCGAUCGCAAUCUCCCAAACUCUCCUUCUUCUUCCUCUGCUUCCGAACUCGGGUUCUUGUCGUUUUCCUCCGGCGAUAAGACCAUUCCCUCUGUUUCGAUGUCGGUGAAUAAGAAAUCCACCGUCUCCUGCUCUCUUCACUCUCCUCCGAUUCUCCGUUUCCCCAAACAGUCGCCGUCCUACCCUCCUCCGACACAGAAACUCUGCAACGAUGUCACCGUCGUAACCCCCGAGACGAAGGAUCACAUAAAUCAGAACUCGAUUAUGCAUAAUGAUGAGAAUUCGCCAUCUGAAUUGAACCCAUUUCAGAGAAUCGCUGCUAUGGCCUUAGACGCGGUGGAAAACGCCUUGAUCCAGCGCGAGCGCCGACAGAACCAGCUCCCGAAAACCGCUGACCCGGCGGUCCAGAUAGCCGGUAACUUCUCUCCGGUGCCGGAGCAUCCCGUCCAGAGUUACCUUCCAGUGACCGGAAAAGUGCCCCCGCGCAUUCAGGGAGUGUACGUCAGAAACGGAGCGAACCCGCUUCACCAGCCGGUCUCCGGUCAUCAUUUAUUCGACGGAGACGGUAUGGUUCACGCAGUCCGGUUCGAUCAAGGUUCGGUUAGCUACGCCUGCCGGUUUACCGAGACGAACCGGUUGGUUCGAGAGCGAGAACUCGGUCGCCCUGUCUUCCCAAAGGCCAUCGGCGAGCUUCACGGCCAUUUCGGCAUAGCCCGGCUUCUCCUGUUUCAGGCCCGUGGAUUAGCAGGACUCCUAGACCCGACCCGAGGACUCGGAGUGGCCAACGCCGGUCUGGUUUACUUCAAUAACCGGCUUCUAGCCAUGUCUGAAGAUGAUUUACCGUAUCAAGUCCGGGUCACUCAAACCGGUGAUUUAGAGACCGUGGGACGCCACAAUUUCUGCGGUCAGCUCAAAUCGACGAUGAUCGCCCACCCGAAAAUCGACCCGAAAACCCGAGAACUCUUUGCUCUAAGCUACGACGUCGUUUCCAAGCCUUACCUGAGGUACUUCAGGUUCACGCCAGACGGCGAGAAGUCGCCGGACGUCGUGAUUCCGUUGGACCAACCGACUAUGAUCCACGACUUCGCGAUCACCGAGAACUUCGUCGUGGUCCCCGACCAACAAGUCGUGUUCAAGUUGUCGGAGAUGAUCCGAGGUGGUUCCCCUGUUAUUUACGACAAGAACAAGAAAUCGAGAUUCGGGGUCUUGAACAAGUACGCGAAAGAUUCGUCUUCGAUCCGAUGGAUCGAAGCUCCGGACUGCUUCUGUUUCCAUCUCUGGAACGCAUGGGAAGAGCCCGAGACCGACGAGGUCGUCGUGAUCGGGUCGUGCAUGACUCCUCCGGACUCCAUUUUCAACGAACAUGACGAGAAUCUACAGAGCGUCUUGUCGGAGAUAAGGCUAAACUUGAAAACCGGCGAAUCCACUCGGCGACCGGUUAUCUCUGGCGAAGAGCAAGUGAAUUUGGAGGCCGGUAUGGUAAACCGGAAUCUUCUCGGUACAAAAACCAGGUUCGCAUACUUGGCACUAGCCGAACCCUGGCCAAAAGUCUCCGGGUUUGCCAAAGUGGACUUAACCACCGGCGAGAUUCACAAGUACAUAUACGGAGACGGAAAAUACGGCGGAGAGCCUCUGUUUCUGCCGGAGAAUUCAAUCUCCGGCGAAGAAGACGAGGGUUCGAUCCUAGUGUUCGUUCACGACGAGAAGAGGUGGAGAUCGGAACUGCAAAUCGUGAACGCGUCGACUCUAGAGCUGGAAGCCAUUGUCGAGCUACCGUCUCGAGUGCCAUACGGUUUUCAUGGGACAUUCAUAAGCUCAGAAGAACUAGAGAAGCAAGCAUAAGUUUAAAAUUAAAUUCAUAGCUUUAGGGUUUUAAAAUGUAUUUUAGCCUUAGGGUUUUAGUGUUCAAGUGUCUGAAAGAUAUAUACGUAUACAUAUAUAUAUAUAUAUAUAUAUAUAUAUAUAUAGAGAGAGAGAGAGAGAGAGUUGCCGGAGAGAUGGUUAUGGUUGUAAAUUGUAAGGACGUACCCGGGAUUGGGUCUCCACACUUUGGAAGCUUGUAUGUUUGUAAUUUUAUCAAAUAAUCCAAUUAAUGGACCCGCAUA
Messenger RNA from Tarenaya hassleriana, 2249 nucleotides. Its product is annotated as 9-cis-epoxycarotenoid dioxygenase NCED9, chloroplastic-like. Gene Ontology annotation, molecular function: carotenoid dioxygenase activity. The transcript has a single exon. The record is from RefSeq and is a predicted model, not a curated record. Bases 103 to 1986 code for a protein of 627 amino acids. Gene Ontology annotation, cellular component: chloroplast stroma. NCBI's taxonomy places the organism in Eukaryota, Viridiplantae, Streptophyta, Magnoliopsida, Brassicales, Cleomaceae. Gene Ontology annotation, biological process: carotene catabolic process.